Magallana angulata is the source of this 4164-nucleotide messenger RNA. Its product is annotated as protein flightless-1 homolog. Lineage: Eukaryota; Metazoa; Mollusca; Bivalvia; Ostreida; Ostreidae. Gene Ontology annotation, cellular component: nucleus; actin cytoskeleton; cytoplasm. Gene Ontology annotation, molecular function: phosphatidylinositol-4,5-bisphosphate binding; actin filament binding. The record is from RefSeq and is a predicted model, not a curated record. The transcript has 35 exons. Bases 1 to 3783 code for a protein of 1260 amino acids. Gene Ontology annotation, biological process: actin polymerization or depolymerization; myofibril assembly; barbed-end actin filament capping.
AUGAAGCACAAAAUUAGAAGAGUUCCGAAACUACUUCCGGUGUAUACAGCAAAUAUGGCGGCGACGGGUGUACUGCCGUUCGUCAGAGGAGUAGAUUUUACAAAAAAUGACUUCAAGGAUGGUAAAUUUCCACAUGAUGUUGCUGACAUGACUGGAUUAAGAUGGCUCAGACUUAAUAAAACUGGUCUUCAUAGCAUCCCACCAGAAAUCUACAAGCUGAAAAAACUGGAACAUUUUAAUGCAACAAGAAACAAAAUAGAAAAUCUUGGAGAUGAAUUGGCCAAUCUGAGUGCCUUGAGAACUUUGAACUGCAGGCAUAACAGACUCGUGGAUGAGGGAAUCCCCAAAGAUGUUUUUAGUCUAGAAGACCUGCAAGUUGUGGAUCUGAGUCAUAACAAUUUGAAAGAAGUUCCACCAGAGCUGGAGAAAGCCAAAAACUGCAUUGUGCUAAACAUUGCAAACAACAACAUUGAAAUGAUUCCCAACCAGCUCUUUAUCAACUUGACAGAUCUGAUUUUUGUUGACCUUAGUGACAAUCACUUAGAAACACUGCCCCCACAGAUGAGAAGGUUGACAAAUUUACAGACUUUGAUCCUGAACAACAACCCACUGAUUCACGCUCAGCUCCGGCAGUUACCUGCUCUUGUUGCCUUGGAAACUCUACAGAUGAGGAACACCCAGAGAACACUGGCCAACUUCCCAUCAGGCCUCGACACGCUCAGUAAUUUACAAGACAUAGAUUUGUCAGGAAAUGAUCUUCCAAGAGUUCCAGAGACUCUGUACAAACUGACAGCCAUUAAACGUUUAAAUCUCAGUGGCAACAAAAUCCAAGAGCUUUCUCUAGUUAUAGAUACUUGGGUGAAUUUGGAGACUUUGAAUCUAUCAAGAAACGACUUAACUGCACUCCCUGGCUCUCUGCACAAACUGUCCUCCUUGAAGAAGUUGUACCUUAACUCCAAUAAACUGGACUUUGAAGGAAUCCCAGCAAACAUAGGAAAACUUCAUAACUUGGAAAUAUUCAGCGCUGCAUAUAACAAUCUGGAACUGAUCCCAGAGGGGCUAUGCAGAUGUGGAAAGUUAAAAAAGUUGAUUCUAAAUGGGAACAGACUUGUAACAUUACCAGAUAUACUUCAUCUUCUUCCCGAUCUGGAGACCCUGGAUGUGAGGGACAACCCAGACUUGGUGAUGCCACCCAAACCAGCAGAGAUGAAGAAGAGCUUUGAGUACUACAACAUUGACUUUUCUCUCAACAACCAGUUACGAUUGGCUGGUGCCCCCACAGCACCCUCUACUGGACAAUCUCCUGUACAUAAAAGUGAUCCAGUUGCUAGAAAAUUGAGGUUAAGGAGACGCAGAGAUGGGCAAGAGAGCGAAAAAGUUUUAAAGGGAAUGAGGGAUGUAGCUAAAGAGAAGGAACACAUGCCUAACCUGGAGGAGGAAGUCAGGGAACCCCUGAAAAGAUUCAGUGAUCUUUUGAGGCCAAAGAAGUGGAAUGAGCAUCUACAGAAGCCCCAGCUAGACUACAGUGAAAUCUUUGACGAAGAUGUCGGACAGAUUCCUGGAAUCACUUGUUGGGAGAUUGAGAAUUUUCUGCCAAAUCCCGUUGAUGAAGCUAUGAAUGGGAAGUUCUAUGAGGCCGACUGUUACAUUGUCCUGAAGACUUAUAUUGACGACACCAACAGCAUCAACUGGCAGAUCUGGUUCUGGAUUGGAGAGAGAGCGACGCUGGACAAGAAGGCGUGUUCUGCCAUCCAUGCUGUCAACCUUCGAAACCUGUUGGGAGCAGAAUGUCGCACAAUCCGAGAGGAAAUGAACGACGAAAGUGACGAUUUCCUGGACCUGUUUGAGAACGGAGUUUCCUACAUAGAGGGAGGCCGCACAGCCAGUGGAUUCUUCACUGUGGAGAAUAUUGUGUAUGAGCCAAAGUUGUACAGAGCAUCUGGUGUGAAGAGGAUCCACUUAGAAAGGACUGAGCCAAAGUUGACGCAUUUAGACAGGAGAUAUGUGUUCAUGUUUGAUGUAGGAAUGAACAUCUUUAUCUGGACAGGAAAACUGGCUAAAGGAGUCACACGAACAAAAACAAGGCUUAUUGCAGAGAAAAUCAAUAAGAAUGAGCGCAAGAACAAAGCUGAGAUUUUAAUGGAGUCGCAAGGGGCAGAGUCAAGCGAGUUCUGGAAGGCUCUGGGCGAGUCCCCAACACCUCAUAUAGGGGAGUGUGUUCCUGAUGAUUUUGAGCCUGCUGAACCUCGCAUGUACAAAGUGGGGUUAGGAAUGGGCUACCUAGAGCUCCCUCAAGUUGAGAUUCCACACAAUGUUUUAACACAGAAGUUAUUGGACUCAAAAAAUGUGUUUAUACUGGAUUGCAAGUCAGAUCUGUUUGUUUGGAUAGGUAAAAAGUCAACAAGACUUAUAAGAGCAGCAGCCUUGAAGUUGUCACAAGAGUUGUGUGCCAUGAUUGACCGCCCCUCUUUCUGUUCAGUCACGCGGUGCCUAGAGGGGGCAGAGCCCCAGAUUUUCAAGACCAAGUUUAUAGGCUGGGAUGAUGUCAUUGCCGUGGAUUACACAAGAACAGCUGAGUCAGUCAUCAGAAGAGGAGCUGAUAUGAAGGUUAUUAUGGAGCGAGACAAGAUGAAGACUGACCUUUCUGCACUCUUCAUGCCCAGACAACCCACUAUGACUAUGGAGGAAGCAGAGUCCAUAAUGCAGGAAUGGAAUGAGGAUCUAGAUUCCAUGGAAGCCUUUGUUUUAGAGGGGAAGAAAUUUGUCCGACUUCCAAGUGAAGAACUAGGGAUAUUCCACAAUGAGGACUGCUAUGUGUUCCUGUGUCGUUACUGGGUGCCCGUGGAGCUUCCUGAGGAUGCUGAGGAGGGUGAGGAGGAAGAGGAGCUGCCCGAGGAGGACUUUAAGUGUGUGGUCUACUUCUGGCAAGGCCGCAUGGCCUCCAACAUGGGCUGGCUCACCUUCACCUUCAGUUUACAGAAGAAAUUUGAAUCUCUUUUUGGAGACAAAUUAGAAGUUGUCAGAACCCACCAACAGCAAGAAAAUCUCAAAUUCCUCUCGCAUUUCAAACGAAUGUUUGUCAUUAGAAACGGUAAGAGGAAGCUUCCUAAUGCUCCUGAGGAGAAACCUUCCACUGAAUUCUUCCACUUACGAGCCAAUGGCAGUCCUAUUGCCACUCGCUGUGUUCAGAUUCAACCUUGUGCAUCAUUCCUAAAUCCCAGAUUCUGUUACAUUUUGAUGGUGCCUUUUGAUAGUCAGGAUCUUAAAGGAGUUGUUUAUGUUUGGAUCGGGGGCCUGGCUGAACAUGAAGAUGCAGUUGUUGCUGAGAAGAUAGCGUAUAAAAUGUAUCAGGAUAAUUAUACGAUACAAAUGAUCAGUGAAGGAGAGGAACCGGAGAACUUCUUCUGGGUCGGCAUCGGAGGCAAGAAGCCUUACGACAAGGAUGCCAACUACAUGAAGUAUGCUAGAUUAUUCAGAUGUUCAAAUGAAAAGGGAUAUUUCUCUGUGUCAGAAAAAUGUGCUGAUUUCUGUCAGGACGAUCUUGCAGACGAUGAUGUGAUGAUUCUUGACAACGGAGAGCAAGUGUUCCUGUGGGUGGGCCGCAAAACAAGUGAUGUCGAAAUCAAGCUAGCCUUUAAGAGUGCACAGGUUUAUAUCCAACAUUUGAGAAACAAACAGCCUGACAGACCGCGUAAACUGCUGCUGGCCAUGAAGUACAAAGAACACAGAAAGUUCACCAAGUGCUUCCAUGGCUGGGGAAAGUACAAAGAGGUCAUGGAAUAGAUGCCGAGGAAGCCACUUCAUUCUAGAGGUCAUGGAAUAGAUGCCGAGGAAGCCACUUCAUUCUAGAGGUCAUGGAAUAGAUGCCGAGGAGGCCACUUCAUUCUUACCUUGCUAGACCAAUUAACCUAGUGCAAUAUGUUUUUACUUGGGAGUGUUUGUGAUACAAGUGAGCAAGUUUUGUGUGUUUUUUUAUUGCCAAACUCCUUAUAAAGGGAUUAUGUGUUAACUGCUGUGACACUUGUUCUAAGCCAUUACUGAUGCACGGACUUAACAAAGAUAAUCCAUGAACAUUUAUCAUAAGUCUUUCAUGUUUGUGUACAUACAUUUCCUAUGAUGUUAGCAUCAACUUGUUAAAUAAUAAAAUCCUUACAUAAUACUCAC